This is a messenger RNA of Styela clava, 2145 nucleotides long. RefSeq names its product sphingolipid delta(4)-desaturase/C4-monooxygenase DES2-like. Gene Ontology annotation, molecular function: sphingolipid delta-4 desaturase activity. Gene Ontology annotation, biological process: ceramide biosynthetic process. The record is from RefSeq and is a predicted model, not a curated record. Gene Ontology annotation, cellular component: membrane. Lineage: Eukaryota; Metazoa; Chordata; Ascidiacea; Stolidobranchia; Styelidae.
AUUUUAUCAUUAAUCAUUCUUACUUUAAAAACUAGCUUAAACAUGGGUGGUCAAAUUAGCAGAGAAGAUUUCGAAUGGGUAUAUUCCGAUCAACCACACUCUGAUCGUCGAAAGAAAAUGUUGAAAGAAUAUCCACAAAUAAAAUCAUUGUUUGGCUAUGAUCCUCAUUUCAAAUAUAUCGUAGCUGCAAUGGUGGCUGCACAGGUUGUUGCUUGUUACUUAAUUCAAGAUCUUCCUUGGAUAUGGGUUAUUUUCUGGGCCUAUGUAUUUGGAGGAGCUGUGAAUCAUUCGAUGACACUUGCAAUUCAUGAUAUAUCACACAACACAGUAUUCGGAACUAGCAAAGCGAAAUGGAACCGGUAUUUUGGAAUGUUCGCUAAUUUACCAAUUGGUGUUCCGAUGUCAAUAGGUUUCAAAAAGUAUCACGUUGAUCAUCAUCGCUUUCUUGGAGGUGAUGGAUUAGACACGGAUAUCCCUACUGAGUGGGAAGGUAGAUUUUUCUCAAACAGUCCAAUGAAAGUGUUGUGGUUGAUAUUGAACCCAUUUUUUUACGCACUUCGUCCCAUGUUGGUAAAACCAAAGCCAAUGACCCUUCUUGAACUCCACAAUACAAUAUUUCAGCUAGCUUUCGAUGGCGCUAUUCUCUAUUUUUGGGGUGCGAAACCAGUUAUGUAUUUGCUUUCUGGAUCAAUCUUAUGUCUUGGACUUCAUCCGAUAGCUGGUCACUUUAUUUCCGAGCAUUAUAUGUUUUUGAAAGGCCAUGAAACGUAUUCUUAUUAUGGUUGUCUGAAUAGAAUCACAUUCAAUGUGGGUUAUCAUAUGGAACACCAUGAUUUUCCAGCAAUUCCUGGAUGCAGUCUUCCAAUGAUGAAAAAGAUCGCUCCAGAUUAUUAUGAUAACAUACCAACACAUGAUUCCUGGUGUCGAGUCUUAUACGACUUCAUCUUUGACCCCACGAUUGGACCACGUGCUAGGGUGAAGCGCUCUUUUGAUUCACAGGACAAGCUCAUCACUGCACCUGAAAAUAAAGAACCAGUGAAGAAAUCCAUGAAUGGUUUUACAAACCAUGAAGUUAAUGGUCACAUGGAGAAAUAUCUCAGUGAUGGAAUUACACGACGAAUGAUGUCAGACAUGCACACAAAGCUGGGGUUUACGAAGAGAAACGUACAAUAUAGUGUUUGAUAGGUUCUUAAUACUGUAAUUGAUUAUGUAUUGAUUUGCACUCUUAUUUUAUCAUUUCACAAAAGAUUAUAAAUAUUAAAUGGUUGCAUUUUAUAAUUUUUUUUAAUCACACAAAUUUAUAUAUUUUAAAUAAUUAAAGCUCAUGGCAUCGCCUAACCAAACAAAUAGCCUUCAUAUCUGAAGCUUUUCUUGUCUUUUCGACCUCUAUAUUCUAUGUGUCUGAGUGUCUCUUUGAAAAAAAAAAUUUAUUUAAAUCUGGCUGAAGAUAAGAAGAGACCUUUUUCAUAAAUAUUAUGCAACAAGCUGAUUUAGGAAAUUGUUUUAAAUCUGCUUGCAAUGAAUCAUUUUAGUGAUUUCCAUUUGUCAACCUUACUUUUAAAAUAUUAUCCAAAUAAUAUAAUGAACCUCAAUUUUCUUUACAAAGAGUUGUAUUUGUAAUUAAACUAAUCUUGCCAUGAACAAGAACUAGGCAUUUUACUAUGUAUUUUUUGAAAAAUAAUGCAGUUUAUUCAAAUUAUAUAAUUGUGAAAUUACUUUGCAAUUUAUGCAAACUUUAAAACCUUUACUUGAAAUAUGAACCUACCAAAGUUGUAUUUCAUGCAUAUCAUUGGAAAAAUGCCUCUUCGUGUUCAUGGAGCAAACCCUUUUACAUUUUCAUUAUUAUAAUUUUCACUAAAUGUUGUUGCGUGGUAGAGCCAUACAUGUGAAGCUAGAACCAGAAAAGAUGGACAGAGUAAAUGAAGCCAGAAAUAUAUAAAUAUUAAACAUUUUUGUGUAUUUUGAAUUUCAAUCUGUACCAAAAAUCGUAAUGCAAAAUGCUUGCAAAGAUUACGCCCGAAAAGGGUUGACUGGCUUUUUUCCGGCAUCCAUCAUAUUUUUUUUGUUAUGACAGCUUCCAGAGAUAUGAAACCUUGCAGUAAUUAUGGUUUAAUUUGUGAUAGAUAAUAAAUGUAUUGUAACUGA